CCAGAGCAGAGGCAUGGCCAGUACCACCAAGAAGCCUAACAUGGGCCCCUCCCUCCCAAGAAGGAAGCUAGAGCCCAAGCCUGAACUCUCAGAGGAUCAGAAACAGGAAAUUAGAGAGGCAUUUGAUCUCUUUGAUACAGAUGGAACAGGGACAAUAGAUGUGAAGGAGCUCAAGGUGGCGGUGAGAGCUCUGGGCUUCGAGCCCAAGAAAGAAGAGAUCAAAAAAAUGGUAUCUGAAGUUGACAAGGAGGGGACAGGGAAGAUCAGCUUCAAUGACUUCUUGGCUGUGAUGACUCAAAAAAUGAAUGAGAAGGACACCAAAGAAGAAAUUCUGAAGGCUUUCAAGCUCUUCGAUGAUGAUGACACUGGAAAAAUUUCCUUCAAGAACUUAAAACGUGUGGCCAGAGAGCUCGGGGAAAAUCUCACUGAUGAAGAACUGCAAGAAAUGAUUGAUGAAGCUGAUCGAGAUGGAGAUGGAGAAGUCAACGAACAGGAGUUCCUGCGGAUCAUGAAAAAGAGCAGUAUCUACUGAGGUCCUAGGAAACACCAGUAUUUCAUCCCAUCUAGGACUCAGAAUCUGAUAGUGCCUUCAAGGGACAUUUUGAGAAAGACCAUGAUAUACCAUGUUCAUGGUGCAACGAAAGAAACACUGGACUUGGGGUAAAGAGACCCAGUGAAGGCCUAACUCUGACUCUAGCUCUUUUUGCCUUUUUGAACCUCAGCUUCCUCAUAUGUCCAUCCAUAAAACCAUGCAGCUCUCCUUAAGGUCUUACAUAUUUCAGGAUAGGAUAAGGAAAAAAAAAAAACAAAAAAAACUUUGUUUCUGGGGGUGGAGGGAGGCAAA
Messenger RNA from Gracilinanus agilis (Agile Gracile Mouse Opossum), 844 nucleotides. Its product is annotated as centrin-2-like. Gene Ontology annotation, biological process: mitotic cell cycle; centriole replication; nucleotide-excision repair. Gene Ontology annotation, molecular function: calcium ion binding. The coding region runs from base 14 to 532 and encodes 172 amino acids. Lineage: Eukaryota; Metazoa; Chordata; Mammalia; Didelphimorphia; Didelphidae. The record is from RefSeq and is a predicted model, not a curated record. Gene Ontology annotation, cellular component: centrosome; centriole. The transcript is spliced from 2 exons.